GUAGAAAGCUCAGGGUCAUCAUGGGGAAGCACUUCCACCUGUACGAGAACAUCUCUAAGGUCAGUCCCUUCGAGGGGCCGCAGUAUUACCUGGCCCCUCAGUGGGUGUUUCACCUGCAGACCCUCUUCAUGGGCUUCGUCCUGUUCGCUGGAACUCCUCUAAACUUCAUCGUCCUCUUCGUGACGCUCAAGUACAAGAAGCUGCGAGUCCCUCUGAACUACAUCCUGGUCAACAUCUCUAUCGCAGGAUUCAUCUUUGUCACCUUCUCCGUCAGUCAGGUGUUCGUCUCCACCAUGAAGGGAUACUUCUUCCUCGGUCACACCAUGUGCGCUCUGGAGUCAGCCAUGGGCUCCAUAGCAGGUCUGGUGACGGCCUGGUCUCUGGCUGUCUUGUCCUUUGAGAGGUACCUGGUCAUCUGUAAACCAUUUGGAGCCUUUAAGUUCGGCAGUGACCACGCUCUGGCUGCUGUCGCCUUUACCUGGUUCAUGGGGGUCGGCUGUGCCAUCCCACCUUUCUUUGGGUGGAGCAGGUACAUCCCGGAGGGUCUGGGCUGCUCCUGCGGACCCGACUGGUACACUCACAACGAGGAGUUCAACUGCAGCAGCUACACGAACUUCCUGAUGGUGACCUGCUUCAUCGCUCCGCUCGCCAUCAUAAUCUUCUCCUACUCUCAGUUACUGGGCGCUCUGAGGGCGGUAGCAGCCCAGCAGACAGAGUCAGUCUCCACUCAGAAGGCGGAGAAGGAAGUAUCGAGGAUGAUCAUCGUCAUGGUGGGAUCCUUCGUCACGUGUUACGGUCCGUACGCCCUCGCCGCUCUGUACUUCGCCUACUCUUCAGAUGAAAACAAAGAUUAUCGACUCGUCACCAUACCGGCCUUUUUCUCCAAGAGCUCGUGUGUCUAUAACCCUCUGAUCUAUUCCUUCAUGAACAAACAAUUUAAUGGCUGCAUCAUGGAGACGGUGUUUGGAAAGAAAAUGGACGAAUCAUCUGAAGUUUCCUCGAAGACCGAAGUGUCCUCAGUGUCCACGUCUUCUUCAUAAAACUGAACUUGACAGAGAAAAUAUUCUCUGAAGGUUUCUGACAAACAUGUAAAUAAAACAAAGUUUUUCAGAUUCUUCUUUAUUUUACUGUAGAACAUGUGUUUAGAUAAAAGGCAUCAAAAUAAUAAAGAAAUAAAAUAUUAAUAAAGAGUUUGUUUGUCCUCUGUUACUUUUAAACUGAUUUUCAACAGAAAUGUGGAUUUAAAGGAUCCGUUCACUCAAACAAACAAACACAAACAAAAGCUUCACACUUUGGAUGUUUAUUGACAAACAGGCUGUAAAAGUUUGAGAGAACAAAAACUGAUGAUGGCGAAUAUUCUGAAGACAUUUACACAUCCUUUGACUUUAUUCUCACACUUUACCACCUGAUCUGAUCUGAUAUACUUCUGGUUCUUAAACUGGUUCUGGUUCAGUUCAGGAUUCUUUGGACCCUUGGUGCUAUGAGGUGAACCAGCCCACGUUUCCACCAGUUUGGAGCAGAACCAUAAAAUCAAAGACGUGUCAUCGACCGAGGCGUUGAACAAACAACACGAGUCGACAGUCGAAGUAAAACCACCAAUCACACCCUCUAACUUUUGUUCUGUCACUAACGAUGUUUGUUUUUAUCCCCAAAAACCCCAAAACCAGCAGGAAUCAACGAUUAAAAAACUCCAAGACUCUGCCCUCUCUUUCUAACAUGUAGAACAGGACACACCCACUGAUGAUGUCACACUUUUCACUUCAGGUCAAGAAAAAAAUGGUGAUUUUACAGGUAGAAACCAACUUUAGGUUCUGAUCAAAUUAACGUUUGAUCAAACAGUUUAAUGUGAGGUGAAGGAACCAGAACAGAACCUGAUCCAUGUUGGUGGAGAAGAGUUUCAUUAAAGAUCUGGACUAUCUUUAACUGUUGGUACUGGACUGAGAGUGCUGAUCAGAAAUCAGUCAGCGAUGAACACAAACAGAAGAUUUACAAAAACUGGAAACUGAUCACAGCAGCAGAAAAGUGAAAACUCUAACAUCAACCACAGUGAAGAGCAGAAACAACCCGACAAGGACAAAAUAUAUGGUCCGAAGAAAUGUAAAUAAAAUGUGUAAAA
Messenger RNA from Epinephelus moara (kelp grouper), 2116 nucleotides. It is a transcript of the gene opn1sw1, whose product is annotated as opsin 1 (cone pigments), short-wave-sensitive 1. Gene Ontology annotation, biological process: G protein-coupled receptor signaling pathway; phototransduction; visual perception. Gene Ontology annotation, cellular component: photoreceptor outer segment; membrane. Gene Ontology annotation, molecular function: G protein-coupled receptor activity. The record is from RefSeq and is a predicted model, not a curated record. The coding region runs from base 21 to 1040 and encodes 339 amino acids. NCBI's taxonomy places the organism in Eukaryota, Metazoa, Chordata, Actinopteri, Perciformes, Serranidae. The transcript is spliced from 5 exons.